GUGUUUUUUUUUAAUUUGAGAUUGUGCUAUAAUGGAGCAAGUUCAGAUUAGUUUAAACUCUAUACCACCUUUUCUGGCUAAGACUUAUAUGAUGGUCAGUGAUCCUACAACUGAUGCCAUUGUUUCAUGGAGUGCUACCAAUAGAAGUUUCGUUGUUUGGGAUCAACCUGAGUUUUCGAAGGAAUUGUUGCCUAGAUUCUUUAAACAUAACAACUUCUCGAGUUUUGUUAGACAGCUUAACACCUAUGGUUUUAGUAAGGUUGGUCAAGACCAAUGGGAAUUCUCAAAUGAAGACUUUGUAAGAGAUCAACCAGAUCUCAUGAAGAAUAUCCACAGGCGCAAACCAGUUUUUAGCCAUUCUGCGUCUAAUGCUCAUAGGCAACGCGCUGCGACUUCUGGUGUUGUUGCUGUUGCUCCAUUAACAGAAUCAGAACGACGAAAUUUCAAAGCUCUGAUAGAAAACCUUAGACAUGAAAAAGAAGAGCUACUUAUGGAACGUCAGAGGCAACAAGAGGAGGGGAAUCAAAACGAGAUGCAGUUACGUUCCUCGAAGGAUCGCUUGCAGCAGUUGGAACUAAAUCAACAAACUUUGCACUCUUCCCUUGGUCAAGUGCUGCAGAAAUAUGCGGAAGAGGCAAGUCUCCUGCCAUCUACAGUAAAUACGGGGACAAAACGAAGUUAUCUGGGAAAUUGUCCCUAUAAAAAUUUAGCAAGCAUUAAACUUCCGAAGGAAACUUCAGAAGAGUUAUCUAAAGCGAAUGUUGAGAGUGCGUCCAUUCUCAGUAUAAACAUGGAGCGAUUGGAUCUGCUCGAGUCAUCAUUGGCGUUUUGGGAGAGUCUUACAAAAGAAGUUACAGACACAUCUUUUGAAACUGGUGCAAAGUUGAACUUUGAUGAUUUUAUGAAUCCUCCACAUGGUCCCGGAAUGUCUCGUGCGCAACUAGAUUUUGAAGUUCCGCCCGAGUCAUCAAGAAACAAAACUAACUCUCUGCCAGAUUCAGCCGUUGUUCCUGAUCCUGAUCCAGUAGAACUCGACUUGGAUGAAAUCUUUAUUUAUGAUCCUAUUGUACCAGAGCCAACUGCUAUUGCGGUUCCUGAUCCAGUUGCACCUGUGCCGAUUGUUACCAUUGUUCCUGACUCCACUACACUGAAAGAGCAACUUGUCGGAACAAUCCCAGGUGCCACUGAAUUUAAUACACCAUUUUGGCAAAAAUGCUUGGUGGAAGAUCCUUAUGAGUUUGAAUCAGAAAAUCCCCGUGAAAUUAGAAAAUACUGCUGGAGCAUCAAGGAUCGAAAAAACCCUUAGUCGAAAUUGAUUAUUCCUAUUAACUUUUAAUGCUUCCAAAAUAAAUGUAAUAAUUUUAGGUAUGCAUUGUUGGCUAUGCUAUGUAUGCCGGGAGGGAGGUAGAUAUAUCAAAGUGUGGGCAAGUGCCACCACUAAUAAUUUGAUUAUCACUAUAUCUAUAAUAUACUACUAAAUAGGUUUGUUUAAAUAAUAUAGUGUCUUUUUAAAACUAAAUCAAGAUAUAUUCAGUAAUUUUCACUUCAA
This is a messenger RNA of Lathyrus oleraceus (garden pea), 1549 nucleotides long. Its product is annotated as heat stress transcription factor A-4c. Gene Ontology annotation, molecular function: DNA-binding transcription factor activity; RNA polymerase II cis-regulatory region sequence-specific DNA binding. Gene Ontology annotation, cellular component: nucleus. Lineage: Eukaryota; Viridiplantae; Streptophyta; Magnoliopsida; Fabales; Fabaceae. The coding region runs from base 32 to 1306 and encodes 424 amino acids. The transcript has 2 exons. Gene Ontology annotation, biological process: cellular response to heat; regulation of transcription by RNA polymerase II. The record is from RefSeq and is a predicted model, not a curated record.